This is a messenger RNA of Plasmodium malariae, 1752 nucleotides long. Its product is annotated as conserved Plasmodium protein, unknown function. The transcript is spliced from 2 exons. The coding region runs from base 1 to 1752 and encodes 583 amino acids. The record is from RefSeq and is a predicted model, not a curated record. NCBI's taxonomy places the organism in Eukaryota, Apicomplexa, Aconoidasida, Haemosporida, Plasmodiidae.
AUGUACCCAGAAAAUGAGGUUGAGCGAUUAAUACUACUUGUUGGGGAAAAAAUUAACAAAAGUGCAGAACAGCUAAAGCCAUUCAUUAAACUUAUCGUAGAAGAGAAUUGGAUUGACUCCUUAGAGAGCUUAAAAAAUCUAAGUGAUGAUGAAUGGAAUAGGUUAAGACUACCUAUACGACUGGUAGAUGAAAUUAAAAGAGAAUUAGGACUUGUAAAGGGAGAAGAUAAAAAGAAAGAAAAUGAUGAAUUAAGUGAAUCAAAUUCUCCAAGUAGAAAUAAAAAUAAAAAGAAUGAUACAUUGAUUAUAAAUAAAAAAAUGAAGAAAGAAGUAAAGGACGACGUUAAAUAUAGGCAUGGUCAAAGGGAAGAUAGCGAAAAGAGCAACAAUAACUUUAGAAAACAUGGCAUUUCAAUUAAUAGCAAUUUUGAGCAAAGGAUUCACACUUCAAAUCUAUGUCAUAAUAAAAAGGUUGAGAGAAAAUGUGCCGAUAUGUCUAAAUUGGAAAACAAGAGUACACUAAACCACUCUGUCAUAAAAUGUAAUAUGGAAAAAUUAGAAUACUUAAUUAAAAAUGAUGUAAAAGAUAUUCAGAAAGAAGAUGUUUUUUAUUUGUCAUAUGAGAAUGACAAUUCUGGUUGCAUUAGUUAUUCAGAAGAAAAAGUCAGAACAAUUAAUAGUAUUAAUGAAACUGAAAAAUUAAAAAUAAUUGAUAUUAACGAUUUAAAAAGCAUAAUUCCAAUUUUGUGUAAAAUAGUAAAAAAUAUUUUAAUAAAUCCAAAUAUAAUAAACACAAGAAUUUUGAAGUCAACAAAUGAUAUUAUGAAAAAUAAAAUAUUAAAAUAUAAAGAGACAAAAAUUUUUUUAUUAUCCAUUGGUUUUGUUCAAAUGCAUACUUUUUAUGUAAUGGAAAGAGUUGAUACAUUACUAUUGCUGUGUGUUUAUGAAAGUUUGCAAAAUGUAAUUAAGGAUACUAUAAAAAUUAGUAGUCCCCUCAAAGCAACCUUCGAUCCUUUUAAAUCUAACAUAAUUUGCGUGGAUAAUUUAAAAAAGGGGGAGCUAAAAAGCGAUGAGCAGAUAGAUAAGCUACUAAAAAAUAAAAAGGAGCAAGUAGAAAAAUUAAUGAAUCAGUCGGUUGAAUUAAACCCCAAAAUAUACUUAUAUAAUAAAAGUUCAAACAUAAAUGCAAUCGAACGUUCGAAUGGAAAUAAUGAAGCAAAUGAAGGGGGAAAUGAUACGACAAAUACACGUGCACAUGCGGCUGAAAAUAAAGGUGAACAUAUAGUUACAAACAAAAUUUUUAAUUCUUACGAUUCCGAUGAAGAUGAGAGUACAGGAGAUCUAACGCAUCUUAUACCAAAUAUUAAAAAUUUAUAUAAAGAACAAACGUUUAAGUCUAAGACUAAAUUAGAACUGGAAAAAAUAUCCAGCAGAAAAAUGUAUUACAAAUCCGUUUUAAAAAUAUUGUUCCCGGAUUCGUAUGUACUGGAAAUGUCCUUUUCCGCCGGAACCUUAAUAAAAGAAGUGAAUGCAAAUAUAAAAAAGUUUUUAAACAAUUCAGUCGCAUCAAGAGAAUGGUACAUAUAUGAAACACCAGGAAUAUGUAAAUUUGAUCCCCACAAAAAACUGUCCGAUUACAAUCUGAUUCCUCACGCCCUUUUGAGAUUUAAAGUAGAUGACAAAUGCAUCUGUUCUGGUGAUAGUUCUUUCUUAUCUGAAGAAGCCAUUGCAAAGUAUUUUUUUAAAUCAUAA